GAUGGUUCAGUUUUUAAAUAUCAUCCAAAUUUUGAAAAAGUUAUGAAUGAAAAAAUUUUAGAAUUAGUUAAUCCGGGUGUUGAAUUUGAGCUAAUGUUAUCCGAAGAUGGUAGUGGACGUGGUGCUGCAUUAGUUGCUGCUGUUGCCGUUCGGCAACAAGAAGAAUUACGUAAACGUGGCCGUUAUCGUAAAAUAACACCGAUUCCUGAUUCAAUAAAACCAUUGGUCAAUGGUCAGACUACAAUCAACAACAACAACAACAAUAAUAAUAAUAAUCAAAAUACUGCAAGUGUGAAUUAGAAAACAAAACUAGAAAAAAUUCCCAGAAUUUGAAUCAAUUUUGAAAAAAUUUUUAAUUUUAUAAGGAUGUCAACGUGGCAUCCAAACAUCAUCGAUUAUCAUCAACCAU
Messenger RNA from Dermatophagoides pteronyssinus (European house dust mite), 409 nucleotides. RefSeq names its product hexokinase-like. The record is from RefSeq and is a predicted model, not a curated record. Lineage: Eukaryota; Metazoa; Arthropoda; Arachnida; Sarcoptiformes; Pyroglyphidae.